Messenger RNA from Populus trichocarpa (black cottonwood), 676 nucleotides. RefSeq lists its product as uncharacterized. The record is from RefSeq and is a predicted model, not a curated record. The transcript has a single exon. Gene Ontology annotation, molecular function: 8-oxo-7,8-dihydrodeoxyguanosine triphosphate pyrophosphatase activity. Bases 3 to 542 code for a protein of 179 amino acids. Gene Ontology annotation, cellular component: cytosol. NCBI's taxonomy places the organism in Eukaryota, Viridiplantae, Streptophyta, Magnoliopsida, Malpighiales, Salicaceae. Gene Ontology annotation, biological process: dGTP catabolic process.
GUAUGUCUUUCUUGAAAAAAUGCUGUUUAAUACUGUGUGAAACCGAAGAUCCCAGCAAUGAUGUUUUUGUUCGUGUUGUUUAUUUCAUACCCCUCCUCUUUCAAUUUACUAGUGAACUCUGGCUAACAAAUCAAAUGGCUUCUAUUUUUCAUGGACUGGGAGGACCAAGAUACUUAACAACAUCAAACAAGUUUCACUUCCCAUCUUGCAAAACUCUGUCAGCUGGUUCUCCACAAUCCUUUUCUCAAUUGGCUUCAAUACUUCCUCCUCGAUCAAGCUCUGGUGACCGAAACUUUUUCAAGAAACAAGUGAACGGGGGUGGGUUCAAGGUAGAAAGCAAGAGGGUUGCUCAUUUGAAACCUAAAAAUCGCACCAUGGAAAAGGAGGUUGCAAGUGUGGAGGCCACCGUGCCCAGAGUUGGUGUGGUUGUGUUCGUUUUGAAGGGCAAAUCUGUGCUCUUGGGCCGCCGGCGCGCCAACAUUUGUGACUCUGCUUUCGCUCUCCCUGGUGGCCACCUCGAGUUUGGCAAGUCUUUCCAUUAGUUAUAGAAUUUGUUAAGGCAUUCAUAUCUUAUAUUCAUUCAAAAACUGACAAACUAAUUCCCAAAUACUAAGUGAAAAUUCAUCUAAUUAGCUCAUCUUUUAGGUCUUGAUGAAAUGCUAAGAGUACUUCACAU